AUGCCAUCCAAGAAGCAACCUUCCUCGAUGACCUACCCCUCCGCGCCUGGCUCCGACGUUCACCGCAGCGCGAGCUUCUGGUCGCUCCCCAGCUUGGUCUCGACGCCCGCCUGCUCCGUCCAGUCUGUCCAGACCCAGCGCAGCAAGGAUGGCCACGGCCGACUGGAGGUCCUGUUGGACUACCCAGCGCACUCGGAGAACACACGCGUGCUGGAGGAGGCAGACAUGUGGCGAUCUGAUCAGCUUCGCGUCAAGCUCUCCGCGAUGGCCCAGGCCUGUCGCGAGUGGGAGGGCGCGCUGGCAAAGAGCGUUUUGAUGGACCAUGCUCUAACUGAGACUGGCCCCGCGGCUGCCGACGAGGCUUUGAAGAUGCAACAGGUUCACGACGCGGCACUCCAGGCUGCUGCGGAGAAGAUCUCUGCCACCAUGAGCGAGCAUGCUCUGACCUUCGACAUCGUCGUCUCCGAGGAGACUGGCACUUGCGAGUGGACUUUGUUCAUGAGCGGCCUCUUGAUGGGCAAAGGCCUGGCGAACACCCCCAAUGAGCUGUUUACAGCGCGCUUCUACGAGAAUGAGAUGAAGAGCGUCAAGGUCAGCAGGUACUACCAGAGCAAGUACUGCGAGUGA
Molecule: messenger RNA, 627 nt
Organism: Diaporthe citri
Lineage: Eukaryota; Fungi; Ascomycota; Sordariomycetes; Diaporthales; Diaporthaceae
Exons: 3
Coding region: 1-627 (208 amino acids)
Source: RefSeq, a predicted model, not a curated record